Molecule: messenger RNA, 2121 nt
Organism: Daldinia vernicosa
Lineage: Eukaryota; Fungi; Ascomycota; Sordariomycetes; Xylariales; Hypoxylaceae
Exons: 1
Coding region: 1-2121 (706 amino acids)
Source: RefSeq, a predicted model, not a curated record
AUGGAUAAUGCGUCCGGUCCCCGUGCCUCAUCGUGGGCAAACGUCGUGAAGAACAAGCGUCAGAACGAGAACUAUCAUGACAAGCCUCAUGAUUCUUCAUCGGCAGAUAAGAAGAUGACGUUCAAAGCCAAAGGUGAUCACAAAAAGAAGCAAGUCACCCGAUCAGACCAGAGAGAACAUGAAACCAUGUCACCAAUCCAUUCCGCCAAAUCCUCGAUAUCUACGCCUCUUACCUUCAAAGACCAAUAUCUUCAGAAAGUACAAGCUGCAAAACAGCUGGUGAAUCAGAAGCCCGACUUCCAACAGCAAGACACAGUUCCAGCCAGAGGUAUCCAAGAUAUGGCUAACCUUCAUGCCGAACUCGCUUCCAUGAAAGCUACUAUCUCGACCUUGGAGGAGGAUCUGUCUCGCAAAAAUGGUGAUCUAAUUCAAGCAAAGGCGGCUCUAGCUGGAAAAGACUUACAGAUUGAAGAUCUUCAGAAUUCCGUUUCGAUGCUAAGGGAGAACAUUCGCUCUAUUACUGUUGCUACCCAGGCAGAGGAAGACGACUUGGCUGCUAAGGAUGAAUUGAUUAUGAAACUCGAGUGCGAAAAUGCUGAAUUGCGAGACUCCAUCCAUACAGGAAUUAUCUCUAUUAGCCAAAUCUACGGCCCUGGCAGUGAUCAAGCCUUUACCCGUAUGGCUACGAAGCAAACCGAACCUUCCGGGUCUGCUAUGAUGGACCGUCCAAAUGAUCGUCACGAUGACCACUCAAAAUUUGUGCAGGCACCGGAUCUGAAAUCACCUUAUCGCCCUCCGCAGGCACGGAAGCAGGCUGGUGGUGUGUCUCACAGCCGACCUAUACAUCCAGCAGGCGAUAGUCAGAGAUCCGGAGCUCAGAAAGAGAACCAAUCCUCCAAACAGGCAUACCGGCCUCCCAAGGACAAUCCUUCUAUCAAAGGAAUGCAUCAGCCUGACACUACGACACAUCAACCUGUGAGCCAGGUUGAUAAUUCUAUCACCGAUGUUAAACAUCCUAUCACGGACGACCAUCAUGUGAAGCUGGAGGGCCGCACUAAGGAUCCCGAGAAACUUGUCGAGUGCGUUAAAGAGAAAACAGAGGAUGGCCCGAAGCUGAUCAAGGAUGCCCAUGAGGCUCACAAGAAUGGUCCUUUUGUUGAUUCCAACCUAUCCAACAACGCCAUUCAUAGCCCGACCCGCAAGGACAUUAAUGCUACCUCAAAUUUCAAGACCCUGUCAGAACUUGAUCCUUCUAUUAUCCGACUUUCCCCUACCCCACCCCGUAAAAACAAGGCUCAUGGUAAGACACAUGCUAUUACCCAGGAACAAUCGACUCCCGGUAUAGAGAACGAUGAGAAAACCGAUCCAAGCGGGAACCAGCGUCGAAGAAGCGAUGAAGAGUCCAAAGUUGGAGAGAUCGACAGCAGGUACCGCUCCAAAGGAAUACAUGAAUCAGUGGAUAUCAUGGAUGGUGCCGCCCCAGCUAAGGUUGUAAAUGAGCACCCUAAACCCGUGGAUCUUCCAGUCAACAAAGCCGACAAGCAACCGAGUCAAGUUCGAACCCAGUUGAUCUUCUGGAAAACUCAAAGCCCCGAGCUAGGAGAAAGCCGUACUGCGCCUUGGAGUAAUGUGUCUUUGCCAAAAAUCAACUUGGCAGAGACCGCAGUCCUUCCUACCCAAGAAGAUGAAAAUGCACCGGAAAGUCUUAAAGAUAUCGAGGGAUGGGUGGAUGUUAUAGCCAAAAACAAGCUUAACAAAAGUUCUAAGGGUAAGAUUAAGAGCAAUCCAAAGAAUAGUCCGGAGCCCGCGGAGAACGAGGAAUUGGUUACGGAGCAGAAACUUGCAAACAAGUCGACCAAGCCGGUACCCAGAGAGAAGGGUAUCCCAGCAAGUCUUCAGAAGCGCAGAAAUAAGAAGCGCCCUAGCGGCACAAUUAUCGGAUCAAAUUCCGUAUUCUCUCGCGCAGCCAAGGGACAGCAAAGUGAAGACGAGGCCGCCAUGGAUGAGACCUCCACCGACAGUAAGGAGCCGAAGAUUUGCACGCCUGAAUCAUCGAAGCACCUAAGCUGGGCUGAUGAGGUAGAGGAGGAAGAAGCACGGCGUAAUAGUUCGUGGGCGUAA